This is a messenger RNA of Cornus florida, 1688 nucleotides long. Its product is annotated as glucomannan 4-beta-mannosyltransferase 1-like. Gene Ontology annotation, cellular component: Golgi apparatus. Gene Ontology annotation, molecular function: mannan synthase activity. The record is from RefSeq and is a predicted model, not a curated record. The transcript is spliced from 9 exons. Lineage: Eukaryota; Viridiplantae; Streptophyta; Magnoliopsida; Cornales; Cornaceae. Bases 1 to 1584 code for a protein of 527 amino acids.
AUGAGAAGUUUAUUUCCUCGAAAGCCUGAGUUGAAACUGACCGGUGAUGUAACAGGUAGUCUCAGCGAUGCUUGGCAGUGUAUACUGGUUUCUGUGGUAGUUCCACUUCUAGUCGUAGCAGUUUACUUAUGCGCAGGGAUGUCUAUUAUGGUUUUUGUAGAAAGGGUUUACAUGGCAAUUGUUAUCAUUUGCGUAAAACUGUUGGGGAAGAAAAGAUAUACCAAGUAUAAGUUGGAAGCCAUGAAAGAUGGUCUAGAGCAAAACAAAAGCUGUCCCAUGGUGCUGAUUCAAAUACCCAUGUUUAAUGAAAAGGAGGUUUACAAGCUCUCCAUUGGAACUGCAUGUGGGCUUCACUGGCCAUCAGACCGUCUCAUUGUUCAAGUUCUUGAUGACUCUACCAACGAAGUCCUAAAGGCAUUGGUGGAGUUGGAGUGUCAAAAAUGGCUAGAGAAAGGGGUAAACGUGAAGUACGAGAUGAGGAACAACAGGAACGGGUACAAGGCCGGCGCUCUUCGCGAUGGUCUAAAGAAGCAGUACGUGAAAGAUUGCGAGUUUGUAGCUAUCUUCGAUGCAGAUUUUCAGCCUGAAGAAAAUUUUCUUUGGAGGACCAUUCCUUAUCUUCUUGAGAACCCAGAGUUGGGGUUGGUUCAGGCCAGGUGGAAAUUUGUGAAUGCGGAUGAAUGUCUAAUGACUCGGCUCCAAGAGAUGUCACUAGAUUAUCACUUCAGCGUUGAGCAAGAAGUUGGCUCCUCAACUUGUUCAUUCUUUGGGUUCAAUGGGACUGCUGGUGUUUGGCGGAUUAAAGCAGUGAAUGAUGCUGGUGGAUGGAAAGACCGAACAACAGUAGAAGACAUGGAUCUUGCAGUCAGGGCUAGCCUCAAGGGUUGGAAAUUUGUCUUUGUGGGGGACUUAGCUGUCAAAAAUGAACUCCCAAGCACAUUUAAAGCUUAUCGAUAUCAGCAGCAUCGCUGGUCUUGUGGCCCAGCCAAUCUCUUGAGGAAAAUGACCAAAGAGAUCAUCCUUUCUGAGAGGGUGUCAAUCUGGAAGAAAUUUCAUGUGAUAUAUGCAUUCUUCUUCGUGAGGAAGAUAGUAGCGCAUUGGGUCACUUUUAUAUUUUACUGUAUAAUUGUUCCAGCAAGUGUCUUAGUUCCUGCAGUCCAUCUCCCAAAGGCAAUAGCCAUAUACAUUCCAGCAACCAUCACCAUUUUAAAUGCGCUCUGCACUCCAAGGUCUUUGCAUCUUCUUGUCUUCUGGAUCCUGUUUGAGAAUGUCAUGUCUCUACAUCGAUCUAAGGCGGCGAUUAUAGGACUUCUAGAAGCCAACCGAGUUAAUGAAUGGGUGGUGACCGAGAAGCUAGGGAACACCAUGAAACAGAAGUACAAUGCCAAGGCAUCAAAGAGACCACGAUCAUGCAUUGGAGAAAGGAUCCACAUCACGGAGCUGGUAAUGGGAAUGUUUAUGCUGCAUUGUGCUAUCUAUAACCUCCUCUUUGGGAAAGAUCAUUUCUUCAUAUAUCUAUUCCUGCAAGCAGGGGCUUUCUUCAUAAUAGGACUUGGGUAUGUUGGGACAUCCGUAUCCAACUAGAGCUGUGCACCCCAAAAUUAAUCCAUCAUUAGUAAAUGAGAGUACAACUGGUAUAUGAUCAAGUGUACCUAGUAAAGUAAUAAUCUAUAUGUGCCUAGUAGAGU